CAUCACCCCAUAAAUAAACCUGGCUUCCUGUAAGCGAUAGCUUUGAAUGCAAGCGUUAUAAGGUCAACAACGUGGCUAAAAUUUAAAACAGAGUAUCRCAGCAGCGAGAGAGGAUAGUUCUACACAACUGCUGAUCAUUAUUACUCUAGCAAUGAGUAAAACACUGAUCUUCUUCCUGGCUUUGUCGCUGAUUGUGGUAGUUGCACAAUGCAAGCAUGGUGGCAGUUACAAUAAUGACUGGGAUGAUGAUGGUUCAGCUUCGUUUGACGAUGAUGAUGACGACUGGGAUGACAGUGGCAGCGGAUGGUCCUUUAAUAGGAAAAAGGAUUUCAUUUUUCCUCGAAGGCACCACGUCAAGCAUCAAUUCAGACACUGGAAUAAUAAUAGACAAGUUAUCCAUCUGAAAAAUUGCUAUAUCUCUAACUGCAUGAAGUGCAGAAAUUACAAUUGCUGGCAUUGCAUGCCUGGGUUCAGGCUCAAGAGACAGCCGUUUGCACUUGGCAAGAGAUGUGUACCAGACUGCCCUUUUGGCAAACGAGAUGCCAAUGGAACGUGCCAGAAUAAUGUUUGUCAAAAUGUGCCUAACUGCGAGAAGUGCCAAAAGUUUCCAUGGAACCGCUCAUGUCUGAAGUGUAAGAAUGGCUGGCACCGAUUUAAGCCUCGAAACCAGAUGAUCGCGCAAUGCGUCAGUGUUUGCCCUCGUGGUUACCGGGCAACAAAUGAUACACUUAAUCCAACAUGCCAGGAAAUACCUUCUUUGUCCUCGUGGAUACCAGACAAACACUGGCGCUCUUAAUUUGGGAUCAACAUGCGAGAGAAUCCCCUCUUUUUGCCAUGAACUUAGUCACUGUGAUGAGUGCCCGGGGUUCCCAUGGCCUCGCUCCUGUAGAAGAUGCGAGACAAGCUGGUACCGAUACAAGCCACCCUACCAUAAAACAAUAAGAUGUAUUAGAACCUGUCCUCGUGGUUACCAGGCAACUAACGGCACACGCAAAUUUGGACCCACCUGCAAGAGAAUACCUUCAUUUUGCUCACGACUUCGUCACUGUAAAGAAUGUCCUGAUACAUUUCCAUUACCUCGGUCCUGUAAAAAAUGCAAGGAUGGAUGGUAUCGAUACAUAGCUCCUUAUCAACUGACUGCAAAAUGUAUCAAAAAAUGCCCUCGUGGUUACCAGGUGACCAAUGGAACAAGUGACACUGGACCAACRUGCGAAGAAAUCCAACAAUUUUGUCACGAUAUCCCUCACUGUAAAGAUUGCCAAGGACCUUUCUGGCCUUCCUCUUGUGACCGAUGUGAGGAGGGCUGGUACCGAUAUGAGAAUCCUCCGAGUCAAAUAUCGGCCACUUGCGUCCAAGAUUGUCCAUUAGGUUUCCAAGCAACUAACAGCACGGGUUUAUUGGGGCCGACUUGCGAGAAAAGUCAAUCAAAAUGUCCUUUCAUGCCUGGUUGCGAAAGCUGUCCGAAAACCAAUGUCUGUCUCAAGUGUGAAGCAAACAUGAUUGUGUUUGAAGGCAUAGUUGAAUCGAAGUGCGUGUACAAGUGCCCCAAAGGUUUUGAUCAAAGUUUCAAAAAUGGAGUAAGUGUAUGUGUGGCCGAAGAAGGCUGUUUUGACAAGCUGUGUUUCACGUGUAAGAAAGGCUGGUAUAAACUACCGCACCAAAGAAGAGUAUGUCACAGAGACUGCCCACCUGGAUACUUCAAAUAUCUUGGAAGCUGUAUAAAAUGCAUAUCAGGCUGCACGAAGUGUAAGAAUGUCUUCAAGUGCGAGAAGUGUGACAGUGGUAUGGCUAAACUCACUAGUAGUUUAGGUUUUGGCGAGCGAUGUGUGCUUGGCUGUCCCCGUGGAUAUACAAGGGAACUGGUUAACAACACUUCUUAUGAAUGUCGAAAAGUGUGCAGAGACAAAAACUGCGAGAACUGUGAAAGCGUCAGUUACCAUGGUGCUUACCACUGCGACUAUUGCAAGCCUGGCUUCCACAAGAUUCAUCGAAAUCUUCGUGAUAAAUGCGUGGGCAAGUGUCCCUCGGGAUACUCUCCCGAGAAGGAUGUCAUCGAGGGCAGCGUCUGUAGGAAAGAACCUGACGUCGAAUCUACGUUGAAUCCCAGCACAGAUGAUGUGCCAACUACGUAUCUCAUUAGAUCCCAGCCUCCUCCUUGAAGAGAUAAAGUUCUUGGUUGUGAAAACUUUGUAGAUAGUCAGCAGAACAAAGAGUUAUAUUACUUACAACUUACGUUACAAAAAGGCAGUCCACUCUUAUAACAUAGUCUUGGUAAUCUUCAACAUUUUCUAAAACAAAAUUAACAAAAUGUUUAUGAAAUAAUGGCAUUGGAUUCCAACACGGCCAUUAUAAAAAACAGUAUUUAGUUAARACUUUAUUGAAAUAUUUUAAUAUCAAUGUAUUUUCUAAUAGUGAUUUUAACGUGAUUAAAUUUUUAAAAAAAUUCAACCACAUAUAUCAGUAGUUGCAACAACCAGGUAGAGUGAAGUCAUUAAACCCCUUGUGGAAUAGAUAUUGGACUAAUCCACAUUAGUAGAUCCAUUGUUUUCUUUUGUGUCUAUUUGACUAUUACGCGUUGAGUAGCAUCAUCAUGAAAGCUGGUAAGCAAAAAUCGAUGCUUCUUUUACUUAACCGCGAUCUUUUGGUUAUCCAUAUUAAGAGUUUUUUUUGUAUAGAGUAUUUUUACCGCAAUGAAAGUAAUAAAAUAGAUAAGCUUACUUUGUUAGCAGCAAAACAGAAAAUAAGCUGGACAUAAGAUAUACGUCGUUCUAGAGCUUGAUCUGAGAGCUUGAACUCAACUAUUGAAUCUUUUUUUUUUUUUUUCCAGGCCCUAGAAACAACGAAACCAAACUGGCGUUAACUAAGCUAAUAAUUCAUUCAUUAAAAUAUUUUCAUUCACAUUCAGAACUUCUAAAACGAAAAGCAUAAAAAUUUAGUAUCGAUUUUUGCUUACCAUAUAGCUUUCAUGACGAUGACGUUUUGUCCUGAAAAAGUCCGGAAAUCUCCAAAAAUUCAAGUUAAAUGAAAGACAUCCAUUGUAAUUUUCAUUAAAUCUGCUAUCGUGUUGAA
Molecule: messenger RNA, 3069 nt
Organism: Actinia tenebrosa (Australian red waratah sea anemone)
Lineage: Eukaryota; Metazoa; Cnidaria; Anthozoa; Actiniaria; Actiniidae
Source: RefSeq, a predicted model, not a curated record